AUACAGCGUGCCGCCGUCAAUUGUUUUACACCUGAUAAGACGCCGACAAAAUCGUUCCGCUUCGUCGUCUGAACACGAGAGAUCUAGUGGAAAUCAAUUUACUAAGGUCUAAAGCUGUCAUAUUAUUGGUGUAAGAUCCGAGGAGUAAUAUUAUCAACAGGAACUUCGUAGCAUUGCUACCAUCAGACAAACGUUGCAAAUCGUUUAAUGCUAAAGCAGCUCCGGGGAGAGAAAAAGUACACUAAAAAUUGAAUUAUUUGUAAUUUUUAUUGACAAAAAUGGAUAACAUACCUAGGACACAUGAAGACAUUGAGGCACAAAUUGCCGACAUACAAUCGAAGAAGAAGGAGGUACAGAAAAAUGCCAGCGAUGGCGUUAGCCUUUUGGCCUCUGGAAACUUUUAUGAUACAGAAUUCUAUGACGAAGGAGGAAAAAGUAAAAAUCGUUAUGAGGGCUAUAAUACCUCAAUUGCCGCCAAUGAUGAUGUUGAUGAGGACGAAGAUGAAGGUUUGCCGGUGCAACAGAAACGUGUGGCCUAUACGGCUCCCAAGUCGGUGAUGAAAGACAUCAUGCAGAGUACCGAAGAUGUGGAUCCCUUGGCGGAUCGUCGACGACCCACCAUUGCGGAUCGAGAGGAUGAAUAUAAACAAAAACGUCGCCGCAUUAUAAUUUCACCCGAACGUGCUGAUCCAUUUGCUGAUGGUGGUAAAACACCUGAUGUAGGUUCUAGAACCUAUACGGAUAUUAUGAAAGAGCAAAUGUUGAAGGGGGAAGAAAGUGAACUGCGAAGGAAAAUUAUGGAAAAAUCAAAGGAUGGUACAUUGCUAAAGACUGUGCCUGAUCCACCCAAAGAGGGUGGCCGUAAACGUGGUCGUUGGGAUCAAACUGUAAGUGACAGUUUUGUGCCGGCCAAGGUGGCAGCUACACCAAGCAGUGCGGCUACUCCUACUUGGGAAGAGAAAACUCCCGCCGAUCAUCGUUGGGAUGAGACACCUGCCCAUAAGACGGGCAGUGAAACGCCUGGAGCUACACCAGGUUUGGGUACCCGCAUGUGGGACGCCACACCAGCCCAUAGCAUGACACCGGGUCAUGAAACUCCAGGCCAUGAAAAAUCUGUGCGCCGUAAUCGUUGGGAUGAAACACCAAAAACUGAGAGGGAAACUCCCGGACACAGUGGUUGGGCAGAAACCCCAAAACCAGAUAGAGGUAUUAGCGAUAAUGUUGUGGUAGAAUCGACUCCAGGAGCUUCUAAACGAAGAUCGAGAUGGGAUGAAACACCAUCGAAUGCUACACCCACAGCAAUGACACCAAGCAUGACUCCCAGUAUGACACCUCAUGCCACUCCUGGCCAUGCCACACCUUUGCUGACACCUGGUGGUACAACACCAAUUGGCGUUAAGGCAAUGGCCAUGCAAACACCCACCCCAGGAGCCCUGGCUGCCAUGACACCAGAACAGUUGCAAGCCUAUCGUUGGGAAAAGGAAAUUGAUGAACGUAACCGACCCUUCACUGAUGAGGAGUUGGAUCAAAUGUUCCCACCGGGAUAUAAGAUUUUACCUCCUCCCGCUGGUUAUGUACCCUUACGUACACCAGGACGUAAAUUGAUGGCUACCCCAACACCCAUUGCUGGUACUCCUGCUGGCUUCUUUAUACAGGUUGAAGAUAAAAAUGCAAAAUUUAUGGAUAAUCAGCCAAAGGGUCAGAAUUUGCCAUUUAUGAAACCAGAAGAUGCUCAAUAUUUCGAUAAACUCUUGGUGGAUGUCGAUGAGGAUACCUUGUCACCGGAAGAGAUAAAGGAACGUAAAAUAAUGAAGUUGCUGUUGACCAUUAAGAACGGGUCACCACCCAUGCGUAAAUCUGCCUUGAGGCAAAUUACCGAUAAAGCACGUGAAUUUGGUGCCGGUCCUUUGUUCAAUCAAAUUCUGCCAUUGCUUAUGUCGCCCACAUUGGAAGAUCAGGAACGUCAUUUACUGGUAAAGGUUAUUGAUCGCGUUUUAUAUAAACUGGAUGAUUUGGUGCGUCCAUAUGUCCACAAGAUUUUGGUCGUUAUUGAACCCUUGCUGAUCGAUGAAGAUUACUAUGCUCGUGUUGAGGGUCGUGAAAUUAUUUCCAAUCUGGCUAAGGCCGCCGGUUUGGCUACUAUGAUUUCCACCAUGCGUCCCGAUAUUGAUAACAUUGAUGAAUACGUACGCAAUACAACGGCAAGAGCUUUCGCUGUGGUUGCAUCCGCUUUGGGAAUACCUUCGCUGUUGCCUUUCUUAAAGGCUGUUUGUAAAUCAAAAAAGUCAUGGCAGGCUCGCCACACUGGUAUUAAGAUUGUCCAACAAAUUGCCAUUUUGAUGGGCUGUGCCAUCUUGCCACACUUAAAGGCUUUGGUUGAAAUCAUUGAACAUGGUUUGGUGGAUGAACAGCAGAAGGUGCGCACCAUUACUGCUUUGGCUAUUGCUGCUCUGGCUGAAGCUGCCACUCCAUAUGGUAUUGAAUCCUUUGAUUCUGUACUCAAACCCUUGUGGAAGGGUAUUCGUACACAUCGUGGUAAAGGUUUGGCCGCCUUCUUGAAGGCCAUUGGUUAUCUCAUUCCCUUGAUGGAUGCCGAAUAUGCCAACUAUUAUACACGUGAAGUAAUGUUGAUUUUGAUUCGUGAGUUCCAGUCGCCCGAUGAGGAAAUGAAAAAGAUUGUCUUGAAGGUAGUCAAGCAAUGUUGUGCCACUGAUGGUGUGGAGGCCCAGUACAUUAAGGAAGAGAUUUUGCCACAUUUCUUCAAAUUCUUCUGGAAUCAUAGAAUGGCUUUGGAUCGUCGUAAUUAUCGGCAAUUGGUCGAUACCACUGUGGAGAUUGCCAAUAAAGUGGGUGCCUCGGAAAUUAUCAAUCGCAUUGUGGACGAUUUGAAGGAUGAAAAUGAACAGUACAGGAAAAUGGUAAUGGAAACCAUUGAGAAGAUUAUGGGUAACUUGGGUGCCGCAGAUAUUGAUUCCCGACUGGAGGAACAGUUAAUUGAUGGCAUUCUCUAUGCCUUCCAAGAACAAACCACCGAAGAUGUGGUCAUGUUGAACGGCUUUGGUACCAUUGUCAAUCAACUGGGCAAGAGAGUGAAGCCUUAUUUGCCACAAAUCUGUGGUACAAUUUUGUGGCGUUUGAACAACAAAUCGGCCAAGGUGCGUCAACAGGCAGCUGAUUUAAUUUCCCGUAUUGCUGUGGUCAUGAAAACGUGUCAGGAAGAAAAACUGAUGGGCCAUUUGGGUGUGGUACUCUACGAGUACUUGGGUGAAGAAUAUCCCGAGGUGUUGGGUAGUAUCUUGGGUGCCUUAAAGGCAAUUGUCAAUGUUAUUGGUAUGACCAAAAUGACACCACCCAUCAAGGAUCUUUUGCCCAGACUUACACCGAUUCUCAAGAAUCGUCAUGAAAAAGUACAAGAGAAUUGUAUUGAUCUGGUGGGACGUAUAGCCGAUAGAGGUCCCGAAUAUGUUUCGGCUCGUGAAUGGAUGCGUAUUUGCUUUGAGUUGUUGGAAUUGCUAAAGGCCCACAAGAAGGCCAUUCGUCGUGCAACUGUCAAUACAUUUGGUUACAUUGCCAAGGCCAUUGGUCCCCAUGAUGUCUUGGCCACUCUGCUCAAUAAUCUUAAGGUCCAAGAAAGACAAAAUCGUGUGUGUACCACGGUAGCCAUUGCCAUCGUUGCGGAAACCUGUCGGCCUUUUACCGUACUCCCUGCCCUAAUGAAUGAAUAUCGUGUCCCUGAAUUAAAUGUCCAAAAUGGUGUACUCAAAUCCCUGUCUUUCCUCUUUGAAUAUAUCGGCGAAAUGGGUAAAGAUUACAUCUACGCUGUAUGCCCGUUGCUGGAAGAUGCCCUGAUGGAUCGCGAUUUGGUACAUCGUCAAACUGCCUGUGCUGCCAUUAAACACAUGUCACUGGGUGUUUAUGGCUUUGGCUGUGAAGAUGCAUUGGUCCAUUUGCUGAACUACGUUUGGCCCAACAUUUUCGAGACAUCACCACAUUUAGUGCAAGCCUUCAUGGAUGCCGUCGAGGGUCUGCGCGUCUCUUUGGGACCCAUCAAAAUUUUACAAUACACCCUACAGGGUCUGUUUCAUCCGGCCCGCAAAGUGCGCGACGUUUACUGGAAGAUUUAUAAUUCCCUAUACAUUGGUGGACAAGAUGCUUUAAUUGCUGGCUAUCCACGUAUCACAAAUGAUCCCAAAAAUCAAUAUGAACGUUAUGAAUUAGACUAUACGCUAUAAAAUCCAGGUUUUUUUAAUUUUCUUAGACUUUAGCUUUACAUUUUAAAGACACGUAAUUGAUGUUUCAUUUAUAUAUUUUACAAGAAGAAUUUAAAAAUGGAAAUACACACACCCACAACAAUAUUUAGAAUAUUUAUGACGAAUAUUGGGACAAAGAAAAACAA
Musca domestica (house fly) is the source of this 4396-nucleotide messenger RNA. RefSeq names its product splicing factor 3B subunit 1. Gene Ontology annotation, cellular component: U12-type spliceosomal complex; catalytic step 2 spliceosome; U2-type prespliceosome. Bases 279 to 4232 code for a protein of 1317 amino acids. Gene Ontology annotation, molecular function: mRNA binding. Gene Ontology annotation, biological process: spliceosomal complex assembly. Lineage: Eukaryota; Metazoa; Arthropoda; Insecta; Diptera; Muscidae. The transcript has 5 exons. The record is from RefSeq and is a predicted model, not a curated record.